GGAUCGAAUACGCUAGGGUAUGGCGCUUGUCGGCGUCCCUAUUGUGUUUUGGUUUGCGCCUGCAAAAGUAACACCACAGCGUUAUACCUUCAGAUUCCACUACUUACAAAGGCGAGUUGAUCGCCGCACAAUCAAACGUUGCCUAGUGAAACAGUUAGCCUGGCCAAUGUCGCAGUCCGACCUUGCUAGUGAAGACUUACCUCCGGCGCCUCUCAUUCCGGGCGCGCCUCCUGAUUUCCUGGCAAAUCAGGCAAACCCUGGCAUGGAAGUACUGCCACUAUAUUAUUGGUCAGUAAACAACAUAUGGAAGAUGAAAGUGAAAUAUUACUCACGCGGUACUCGUUGAUCAUGCCGACCGGCAUGUUUGGGAACAGCGCCUCGAUGGGCGCUUCGACGACAGUUUUUAGAGCCCAAUCGGGCUCUAAAACAUGCUCAUGGCCGCCACAUAGGGCAAGCCAUGCGGGGUAAUGAAACCCAGGUGGAGGCACCUGGGGUUCAUCAUCUGUUGCGUGGGC
Molecule: messenger RNA, 515 nt
Organism: Cantharellus anzutake
Lineage: Eukaryota; Fungi; Basidiomycota; Agaricomycetes; Cantharellales; Hydnaceae
Exons: 3
Coding region: 20-346 (108 amino acids)
Source: RefSeq, a predicted model, not a curated record